CAAGGAAAACUGGAAAACCCACAAAACCCUUAAAUUGUCUAUCGGCCUCGAAGAUCCGAAACCCUCGCUCUCCCGCCAUUAUCCGCGCUCGACACCGGGAACGAAGUCUCACUCUAUACGAUGACGGCGCCUCCAUCGCUAACCCUGAAAAAGAACUACCGGUGUUCACGGUUCCUGCAGAAAUUCUACGCCGGCGGCGCCUACACCGUUUCCUCCGACGGCUCUCUCAUUGCCUGCGCUUGUGAUGAUAAGAUCAAUAUCAUAGAAGCAACCAAUUCUUUUGUGCGGGAGACCCUCGAGGGCGACGGAGAGGAAGUUACUGCUCUAACCCUCAGCCCUGACGAUCGUUUCCUCUUCUCGGCGAGUCACAGCAGGUUGAUCCGCGUGUGGGACCUCUCUUCUUUCAAAUGCAUUCGGUCUUGGAAGGGUCAUGAUGGUCCAGUGACAAACAUGUCUUGUCAUUCUUCAGGAGGAUUGCUGGCUACCGCCGGAGCAGAUACAACCGUUCGUGUUUGGGAUGUUGAUGGAGGAUUUUGCACGCAUCUCUUUAGAGGCCACACAAGUGUUGUGACUUGCAUUGCUUUCCAUCCAGAUCCAAAACAUUUAUUGUUGUUUUCAGGAAGUGAUGAUGAGAGUGUACUGGUUUGGAAUCUUGAAAGCAAGAAGCGCAUUGCAGUACUUAAGGAGAGUGAUACUUCACGUAUUUCUUCUUUGGCAAUUUCUGAGGAUGGAAGGAGUAUGCUUGUUGCAGAAAGAGGAGGGGUUGUUACCAUAUGGGACAUGCAAAAGUAUAUCCGGCGGCAAACAAUAAUUAUUAAGGAGAAGGAUAACUCGUUUGAGACAGUUAACACUGUUUGCGUUGUCCCUGGUGGAAGUUUGAUAUCAAAUUGUUUGAGCCAAUGCAUAUCUCUAAAUAAGGAGAAGAGUGUUGCUAUCCACCCUAUCUAUUUUUUGACAGUUGGUGAAGAUGGGCUUGUACGUAUUUGGUCCUUCUCUAAGAGCUCUGCUGUUUGCAUUUACAAGCAGAAAUCUUCUGAUGCAACUUGUGGGUCUGCUAACUCUGGAGUGGGGUUCGUGUCAGCGCUUGUACUACCUCUGAAUCAAGGGCUGCUUUGUGUGACUGCUGAUGGGCAGUUCCUUUUUUACCAUCCAGAAAAAUCUUCCGAUGGAACAUUCCAAUUAAUCCUGUAUAGAAGGCUUAUUGGUUAUAAUGAACAGAUACUUGAUAUGAUAUUCUUAGGUGAUGAGGAACAGUAUAUUGGUGUGGCUACAAAUUCAGAGCAGGUCAGGCUCUGGGAUGCUGAAAGAAGAUGCUGCGUGGGAAUUGGCAAGGGUCAUAUGGGAGAUGUUGGAGCUGUUGUCUUUUCAAAUAAGUGGAAAAACUUUUUUGUUAGCGGUAGUGGAUAAAAGGAAUCGGUGAACUUCUAGAAGGCAUUAUACCUUACUCACAGAGGCACUUCAGCAGAAUUGAUAGGCUUGUGAGGAGCAGUUACUUGUUGGAUUACAUUUUAAAUGAAAUGUCAGUCAUAGAACCUGAGAAUGGUGCUCUGAAGUCCAAUGAAACAUCUGUGUUGUCCUCAGAGCAUACUCCAUCUGAGCUUACUGAGCAGGCAAAUGAUCACUAUGGAGAUUUGAAUGAAGAAUCCAUGGCAGUUUCUCCAGAUGCGAAACAAAAAAUUUCUUCCAAGAAGAAAAGGAAGUCGAACAAAAUGAAAAAGUCUUCGUCAACGAAGAAACUGAAGUCUGCACGCACUGCGCACACAUCUGUCUGCACAUAAUAAGAGCUCCUCAAUGAGAUCUAUGAUAAUUGUAACAGAUGCCUUUAUUAAUCCUUCAUCUGCUUCAGUUCUUGGUGGGAACUGGGAAGCCACCUGAUCUGGUAGUUCUUUCCUGAAUGCUCUAUUAAUUAAUACUUAUUUGCUUCACCUAAAGCUGUCAAAAUGACUCAUUAUUAGUGAAGAGCUCUUUUUUGGCUCAUUAUUUAGCUUAUGUUCGAUUUAUUU
Phalaenopsis equestris is the source of this 2003-nucleotide messenger RNA. RefSeq names its product transducin beta-like protein 3. Gene Ontology annotation, cellular component: nucleolus; small-subunit processome; 90S preribosome. NCBI's taxonomy places the organism in Eukaryota, Viridiplantae, Streptophyta, Magnoliopsida, Asparagales, Orchidaceae. Gene Ontology annotation, molecular function: U3 snoRNA binding; protein binding. The record is from RefSeq and is a predicted model, not a curated record. Gene Ontology annotation, biological process: endonucleolytic cleavage in 5'-ETS of tricistronic rRNA transcript (SSU-rRNA, 5.8S rRNA, LSU-rRNA); endonucleolytic cleavage to generate mature 5'-end of SSU-rRNA from (SSU-rRNA, 5.8S rRNA, LSU-rRNA).